GCACAUCCGGUUGACGCCAAAUUGAUGCCGGUCGGUGUGGUGACGCCGCUUUCCGCCAUUGUUCUUGUUAGUUUCGUGUAGGUAACGUUGUGCUUAGGUUUGAGAAGUGCUUAUUCAGAACAUUAAGAGUUAUUUCCGAGAGCAUCAUCUGGAUUCGACGUUGAAAAGUUACACAGAUAUCUGUGAAACAUGUCUGGAUCAGGAGAUCACGAUGAUGAAAGCUAUGUUGUGAAGCUUCGGGGUCUUCCAUGGUCAACAUCUGCUGAUGAAAUACGAAAGUUCUUCAGUGAUUGUAAUAUCAAACAUGGGAAGCUGGGGAUUCACAUGACCAUGUCCCGAGAAGGACGUCCUAGUGGAGAAGCAUAUGUAGAAAUGGAAACUGAUGAAGAUAUUGAACGUGCAAUCAAGAAGGAUAGGGACCAUAUGGGUCAUAGGUAUAUAGAAGUCUUUAAGGCAAAAAGAUCAGAAAUGGAAUGGGUUGUGAAGCGAAGUGGUUUGAAUUUAGAGAAUGCAAUGGAUGAUGGAUGUGUUAGACUUCGUGGACUACCAUUUGGUUGCUCAAAAGAAGAGAUUGCACAAUUUUUUUCAGGUCUUCCAGUGCUUUUGUUGUUGAUUGAGGGUAUAUUGUUUAUUGGUUGGGUAGGGUUGGAGAUAGUACCCAACGGGAUAUCCCUACCAACUGACUACACGGGAAGGAGUACUGGGGAGGCUUACGUUCAGUUUGUAAACAAAGAAGUGGCAGAGAAAGCUCUUGACAAACACAAGGAAAAAAUAGGACACAGAUACAUCGAGAUAUUCCGAAGUAGCUUGUCUGAAGUAAGAGCUGCCCUUGGGCCUAAAAUGCGGCCCAUGGGCCCUGGUGGUUUCAAUCAGCGACCUGCUCCUUAUGAUCGUGGUGAUCGUUUUGGAGGAAUGAACAGGUAUUCCAACAUGGGCCGUGGCUCUAGAAAUUUUAAAGGAUUUGGAGAUUUUGACGAUGGCCCCAGCCCAUGGGGAUUCAGUUCCUCGUGGGGAGGUGGUGGAGGUCCAGGAAUGAGAGGUAGCAUGGGAGGAAGAGGGGGAAGUGGAAUGAAUAUGAACAUGAGUAUGAAUUCAAGUGGUUUUGGUGGCAUGGGUGGCCUUGGAAGAGGUCGUUCAGGGGGUGGGGGUAAUAGUUGGAACAGUAAUGGUGCUGGAAUGGGAGGGGGUGGACACUGUAUCCAUAUGAGGGGGCUCCCAUUCCGAGCUACGCAAGCUGAUAUUGCUGAUUUCUUCAGACCACUUGUGCCAAUUAACAUCAGAUUAUUGUAUGACAAUAGUGGAAGAGCAUCCGGAGAAGCUGAUGUAGAAUUUGCCACGCAUGAAGAAGCUGUCAAGGGGAUGUCAAAGGAUAAGGAUCACAUGCAACAUCGAUAUAUCGAGCUUUUCCUGAACUCAACACCUGGUAGUUCAGGUGCUGGAGGAUUGGGAGGUGGUAAUUUCGGUGGCAUGGGAGGUGGUGGAUUUGGAGGAGGUAGUGGAGGUGGUGGUGGAUUUGGAGGAGCUGAUGGAAGUGUUCAGCAACCUGCUGCAGUUUUUGAAAUAACUGUAACU
Molecule: messenger RNA, 1572 nt
Organism: Gryllus bimaculatus (two-spotted cricket)
Lineage: Eukaryota; Metazoa; Arthropoda; Insecta; Orthoptera; Gryllidae
Source: the annotation of a GenBank genome assembly